AUGCCUUCAAGACGAAAUAAUGAAGGCCUUUUGGCCAGGGUUAAUUUUCCUCUUUAUACAAUUCAGAUGUUGACUAAUAGACACGUUCUCGUUGGAGGUGGUGGAGGAUCAUCUAAAACAGGAGUAGCUAAUGGAUUCGAAAUAUUUGAAUUGUCUCACGAUGGUUCAAAUUUUAUUGCUGAAGAAGUUACCAGACAUGAAACAGGGCCUAGUGUUGUCAUGAAUUGUGCCUCAUUUAAUAAUAGUAAAAAGACCUGGCUGGUAGCUGGUCAAGAAAGUCAUUGUCAAUUAUACAAUGUUGUUCCAAGAGUUGUGGCAGUUGAAAAUGGAGAAGUUGUUGCAGGAGCAAAUUCCAAUUUCAAAGAGAAUGACAACAGCUUACGGCAACGAAAAUUAAAUGAAAAAAAAGGAAAUUCUAGCUCCAAUUCGAACACGGAAAAAGUUGAGAACAUACGUGACAGUAAUUCUAAUAUAAAACACAAAAAAUUACAAUUAAUUCUUAAGCCUUCUACAAGUAUUCAAACGGAUUUUAGCGAACCAGAGCCACUGCAAAGAAUAGUUAGAGUAAGUUCUAAUGGCAAAGUGAUGGCAACUGGAGGAUUGGAUGGAGUUAUACGAUUAUGGAAAUUUCCUCAAUUCGAGAAGAUGUAUGAUUUAAAAGCUCAUACUAAAGAGGUUGAUGAUAUAGAUUUCAAUAUAAAUGGUAAAUUUGUUGCAACUAUUGCUAAGGAUAACCGAGCGUUUGUUUGGAACGUUGUUGAGGGUAAAAAGUAUAAAGAACUUUCGUGGGUUCCACCUAAUGGUGCAAAAUAUUUGUUUAAAAGACUCAGAUUUAAAAUUCCCAAUGAAAAAAAAUCUGCAACACAAUUAUAUAUGCUCUCAAAUGCAACAUCAUCUAAACUUCCCAGUUAUCUUCAAUUAUGGGAUGUUGACCAGGGUAUAAUAAUUAAAUCAGCGCCUUAUAAAGAAACAUUAUCGGCAAUUGCUGUCUCAGAUGACGGAAAAUUUGUCGCAGUUGGUACAAUGUUCUCUGGAAGUAUCGAUAUUUAUAUUGCCUUUAGUUUACAAAAAGCUUUACAUGUAUCGGGUGCUCACAGUAUGUUUGUUACGGGUUUAGAAUUUUUGCCUACUACAUUGGAUGGUCCAUCAAUAACGAGUAAUUCAGAAACUGCUGUUGUUAGUAUUUCUGUUGAUAACAGAAUUUGUAUUCAUAGCAUUCCUUUCAGACAUGCGUUGCCGUUUUGGUUGGUAACAUUAUUAAUUAUUUUAAGUAUCUGUGGAGCAUUUAUUUUUUGUAGUUAUAUGGGUAUAUGA
Cotesia congregata is the source of this 1314-nucleotide messenger RNA. NCBI's taxonomy places the organism in Eukaryota, Metazoa, Arthropoda, Insecta, Hymenoptera, Braconidae. The record is from the annotation of a GenBank genome assembly.